Molecule: messenger RNA, 1665 nt
Organism: Eremothecium cymbalariae DBVPG#7215
Lineage: Eukaryota; Fungi; Ascomycota; Saccharomycetes; Saccharomycetales; Saccharomycetaceae
Gene: DBP3
Product: RNA-dependent ATPase DBP3
Exons: 1
Coding region: 1-1665 (554 amino acids)
Biological process (GO): rRNA processing
Cellular component (GO): nucleolus
Molecular function (GO): ATP binding; RNA binding; RNA helicase activity
Source: RefSeq, a predicted model, not a curated record
AUGCCUUUAAAUCAUAAAGCAGAAAGCCAAUUAACACGUAUAAUUCAAAAGCCUGUUAUGUCGAAAGAGGAAUUAAAGAAGAGAAAGCUAGAUGCUGAAGGGCUAGUUGAAAAGAAGAGACAGAAGAAAGACAAGAAAGACAAGAAGGAGAAGAAGGAGGAAGACAAGAAGGAGAAGGAGAAGAAGGAGAAGAAGGAGAAGAAGGAGAAGAAGGAGAAGAAAAAGGAGGAAGAGAAGGAAAAGAAGAAUUCAAAGCCAGCAAUUGAAGAGAAAAUGUCUAAAAUUGGUAACUCGAAGGCAUUCAAGAAUGGCAAGUAUUCUGAACAUGAAGAAUUGAUGUCAGUACCAAAAUCUGAUAUCGAAAGCUUCUUUAAAGAUAACGAAGUUUCAGUUGAGGACCCUGAAUCAUCGAACCUAAGACCACUACUCUCCUUUUCACACAUUUCUUUAAACAAUGAAGUACAAAAAGUAGUUGCAAAGUUUCCAAAACCCACUCCGAUUCAAGCGGUUUCUUGGCCCUACUUAUUAUCUGGGAAGGAUGUUAUUGGUGUCGCUGAAACUGGUUCUGGUAAGACCUUCGCAUUUGGAGUUCCAGCCGUCAAUAAUAUUGUUAGUUCUGGAGAUGCUAGCAACAAAAAUGUACAAUGCCUGAUAAUUUCUCCAACUAGAGAAUUGGCUUCUCAAAUUUACGACAAUCUAGUAGAAUUGACCAACAAAGUGUCUUUAAACUGUUGCUGCUUGUAUGGAGGUGUUCCAAAGGAUGCCCAGAGGCUACAAUUAAAGAAUUCCCAAAUUGUGGUUGCCACACCAGGUAGGUUACUGGACUUGAUUCAAGAAGGCUAUGCAGACCUGUCCCAAGUUCAAUAUCUAGUACUAGAUGAAGCGGAUAGAAUGCUGGAAAAGGGGUUUGAAGAAGAUAUUAAAAAGAUUAUCAAAGAAACAGACGUCACAAGAAGACAAACACUAAUGUUCACUGCAACUUGGCCGAAGGAAGUACGCGAAUUAGCUUCCACUUUUAUGAAACACCCCGUCAAGAUUUCUAUUGGUAACCGUGAUGAGCUUUCUGCUAACAAAAAAAUCAAACAGAUUGUCGAAGUCAUUGACCCAUUCCAAAAGGAGAAAAAACUAUUAGAACUGCUGAAGAAGUACCAUUCAGGUUCGAAAAAGAAUGAAAAAGUGCUAAUCUUUGCUUUGUACAAGAAAGAAGCUUCCCGUGUUGAGAGAAACCUACAAUACAACGGCUAUAACGUCGCUGCCAUCCACGGUGACCUAUCUCAACAACAAAGAACACAGGCCCUAGAUGACUUCAAAUCCGGCAAAACAAACUUACUACUAGCUACAGAUGUUGCAGCAAGAGGUUUAGAUAUCCCCAACGUCAAGACUGUCAUCAAUUUGACCUUCCCAUUAACAGUGGAAGAUUACGUCCAUAGAAUAGGCAGAACAGGAAGAGCAGGUGCCUCUGGUACCGCCCACACUCUAUUCACAGAGCAAGAAAAGCAUUUGUCAGGCGCUUUAAUCAAUGUUUUAAACCAGGCUGGGCAAGCAGUUCCCGAGGAACUAAAGAAGUUCGGUACGCACACAAAGAGAAAAGAACAUAGCGCAUACGGUUCCUUCUACAAAAAUGUGGAUACCUCAAAGAAGCCUAAGAAGAUUACUUUUGAUUAA